This is a messenger RNA of Lotus japonicus, 843 nucleotides long. RefSeq lists its product as uncharacterized. Lineage: Eukaryota; Viridiplantae; Streptophyta; Magnoliopsida; Fabales; Fabaceae. The record is from RefSeq and is a predicted model, not a curated record. Bases 1 to 675 code for a protein of 224 amino acids. The transcript has 4 exons.
AUGAUGGAAUCUGUAAAUGUGACUGUGGAUGAUGAACCAAGUAAGAAGGAUGAUACCAAUAUGGAUGAAGAUGAUGAUGGUGCAGACACCCCAACUUCUCUCUCUCCUCACACACUCAUCACGUCAGACUUCACUCUCAUUCUUUCUCUCUCGAUACACAACAACUCCACAAGCACUCUCACCUUGGACUGCACAAAAUCACGCACGGCCGCAUGGGAACAGCGCGCCACCACCACGCCGGCCGCCACACCACCACUGUCCAGCCGUGCCUCUGGCUCUGCGGCUCUACAGGCUUAUGCUCAAACAGAAAUUGCCCAUAUAGACUUCCUUAGAAGCACUGUAAUCUUGGACGUGUGGGGAAUUUUUCACUGCUAUAUGUUGCUUCUACUGGGUGUUUAUUGCGUGAUGCUGGCUGCCCUUUAUUUUCCCCUCUGCUGCCUAGUGGUUUACAGGAAGCCAGGCUUGUGUUUUGGAUUAUUGGUAGCUGAUUGCAAUGGGACUUGCUGCUGCGGGUUGGUGUUGAGUCUACAACCAUUGAUGGUCGUGAAGAUAAUGGCGACGACUCAUUCUUGGGAGUUGAUGCUACGUGACGAGCCACUACCGGAUGAUGACUACACUUCUGAUGAAGAGGAAGAAGAUAAAGAGGAAGGGGCCAAGGAUAUGGUUGGGUUGUGAGACAUCCAUUUUUCUUUUGGGUUGAGAGUACCGAGUUUUGGAAGUACUGAACCAUUACUUUAUUUUAGUUGAGAUAGUUUAACUUGAUGUAAUUUACUUUGAAGUUUUCUUCCGGACAUUUAUUUCAUACUCUUUUCAAUGAUUAAUAAAGUUUGAGGUUUACGUUGA